AUGUUUUCCAAGCUUGUAAUAUUCAUACUGGUAAGCUUAGCAGCAGCCGAAGAUCUCAGUUUCUUCUACAAUGGUUUCCGCUCCGAUAACCUUAGCCUAAACGGCAUAGCAGGAGUCACACCCAAUGGUCUUUUGAGGCUUAUAAACGACACUAAACAGAACCAGGGUCAUGCCUUCUAUCCCCACCCAGUAACCUUCAAGAACUCAUCUAAUGGUACAGUUUUCUCCUUCUCUACCACUUUUGUCUUCGCUAUUAGAUCAGAAUAUGCAGAUCUGAGUGCCCAUGGCAUGGCUUUCGUUGUUGCUCCAACAAGAGGCCUUCCCGGAGCUCUUCCAAGACAGUACCUUGGCCUUUUCAAUGAGACCAACAACGGCAAUGCCACCAAUCAUGUUUUUGCUGUAGAGAUCGACACCGUCCAAAGCAGAGAGUUCCAUGACAUGAAUGACGACCAUGUCGGAAUCGAUAUUAAUGGUUUGAAUUCUGAGAUAUCUGCUCCAGCGAGAUAUUUUGCUUUGAACAAGACAAUGCUUGUCAACAGUCAGGCAAUGCAAGUUUGGGUGGACUAUAAUGGGAUGGAGUAG
This is a messenger RNA of Prunus armeniaca (apricot), 582 nucleotides long. NCBI's taxonomy places the organism in Eukaryota, Viridiplantae, Streptophyta, Magnoliopsida, Rosales, Rosaceae. The record is from the annotation of a GenBank genome assembly.